Molecule: messenger RNA, 1198 nt
Organism: Mangifera indica (mango)
Lineage: Eukaryota; Viridiplantae; Streptophyta; Magnoliopsida; Sapindales; Anacardiaceae
Exons: 5
Coding region: 115-969 (284 amino acids)
Biological process (GO): snRNA export from nucleus
Source: RefSeq, a predicted model, not a curated record
UCGUGGCCCAGAUCGGAACCAAAGCUGAGUUGGGUUGGGUUUGAAUAAUGGAUUGGACUCAGCUUGGAAAUAUUCUGGAGAAACUCCUUCCUUCCUGCUUCAUCACCUUCUUCAAUGCAUAAAACCCUAGCCCACAGAACGCAGCGUUUGGAGCUUAGACUGGUCACAUCAACUAUUUCUGCACCUGCAUCACCCAGAGCGUUUAUGGAGGAAGGAGAGAACAUAUUAGGAGCCAUUUAUGAAGACGAUAAGUUAGAAGAUUUUGAAGAUGUUGAGAUGCUUGAUGUAGAAGAGGGAGAGCUUUUGGAGCAUGUUUCAAGCAAACAAAACAAUUUGGAGAAAAGCCAUGGUGGUAAUGCCAAUGUUGGAAACCCGGAAUCACAAAGUAAAAACCGGAGGCGAAGGGCAAUUAAGAAGAAGAAUAAGAAAAAGAAAAGUGGUCUGGGCCCAAAAUUCACUGACAUAAACAGGUUUGUUUCAGAUACGUGUAAGCAUCUGAAGGAGAGGAAAUCAUACAUGGUAUACACUGCUGUAGGUUGCCUAGGGGUUUCUGCACUCGGUGAUUUCAUUAAAGAGGUGGAUGCAAUCCAGGCAUGUGGUGGUCAGAUGACUGCUAAUGGCACACGUGCCAGGACAGGCGGUGGCAUAUUAUGGAGCAUCAUUAAAGCACGAGCACCAAGUGCCUACAAAGAGAUAAUGAAGAAAACAAAGGAAUUUGAGAAGCAAUUCAGGCAACAAAACAGGCAAGCAGUAGAGCAAACCAAAGAAGAUUCCCCCCAAAGAGCAGAUUUUGCUCCUACCAAUGGAAUCUCUCCUAGUAAUUCAGAUGGUUCCAUGAUUGCGCCUCAACAUUGGUAUGAACAGUCAAGUGUUGAAGGUAAUCGCAAAUCAGUUCAUCAAAGGAUCAGGGUACCUGUAUCUUAUGAUGAUGAUCUGCUUGGAGAGGAUCCGAGGACUGAGUCACUGUGAUCCCUAGAAAUAAUUGUCUCCGAUUUUUUUUUUUUAAUUGCAUGGAGAUACAGUUGUGGAUACACCUUUAUUGAGUCGUGAGACAGAAUAUCUCGAAUUCCCUUUUCUUAGAAGAGGGUAUUCAGAGUUGAAAAUAGCUAAUUCUUUGCUAUUGAGGCUUCUGUUAUGCAAUUCUUGAAUAUAUGAUUCUUAUUCUUAUUAUAGUAAUAUAUGGAGAGCCUUUGGUUGA